AUGGGCCAAACAAACCCUGGUAGCCGUGCUCCACUGCUUAUCUCUGAAUGGAAAGCGGCUCAGAUAUCCGGUAACGGCCUGCAGAGGCUAUGUUCCCUUGUGGAAGCAGAGCGGUGUGCCAACUCUCACACCCAUGCAUGGAUCUCCCUCGCGGAUACCCGCCAGAUCGAAGAGCAGUGGACCAAGCUCAAGCGUCUAGGCCCUAAGGCAUCUUCUCUACCGCUCUAUGGCGUGCCUUUUGCAAUCAAAGAUAAUAUCGACGCGGAGGGCUUCGCUACCACUGCCGCUUGCCCGUCAUUCGCUUCUGGGAAGGCGGCCUCAGAUGCAGCUGUUGUCCGGAAUUUCAAAUCCGCAGGCGCGAUUCUCAUCGGAAAGACAAAUCUGGACCAGUUCGCUACUGGACUGGUUGGAACGCGCUCACCCUAUGGCGCAGUUCCCAACCCAUUCGAUUCAACCCGUGUAAGCGGCGGAUCCAGCUCCGGGAGCGCCGUGGUGGUCGCCCGCGGUGUCGUUCCCUUCUCCCUCGGAACUGACACGGCUGGCUCUGGCCGGGUACCCGCGGGAUUCAAUAAUAUUGUAGGGUUGAAACCAACACGGGGAGCCUUGAGCACUGCAGGCGUAGUCCCCGCUUGCAGGACCCUAGACUGUGUCUCCAUCUUCGCCCUUACCGUGGAGGACGCUCAACUCGUCUUGUCAGUGGUAGAAGGCUACGAUCCGGAGGACUCAUACUCUCGCAAACGCCCGGAUUUAUUUCAUGAACAACGGGACACUGUCUUUGGCCACGUCGGGUCUGUCUCAAGUCCUCGGUUGGCUAUAUGUUCCAAGCCGAACUGGUUCGGAUGCGAUGAUCAUCAUCCUGCCUAUGAUAAGGCUUUGGAAAAGGCUGCGUCUCUUGGUUGGGUGCUAGAGCCUGUUGACUUUAGCCUGCUAUUCCAACUUGCCCAGCUACUGUACUCGGGCACAUGGGUUGCGGAAAGAUACGAGGCUAUUCGAUCCUUCAUUCAGACCGUUGAGCCACAGGCGAUGGACCCUGUCGUUCGUAAAAUUAUCAAAGGUGCUGAGAUGUUCACGGCGGCUGACUCAUUUGCUGGAGAGUAUUUGAGACGAGACCUUACGCGACAAAUCGAGACGGCUUUCGCUAGGUUCGAUGGCAUUCUCGUCCCAACCACACCAACAUUCCCAACACUGGAACAGCUCUCAUUAGAGCCGGUGGAGGAGAACUCUAAGCUUGGGACGUACACCAACUUUGUCAACUUCAUGGACUGGUCAGCAUUGUCGUUUCCUGCAGGUUUUAGGCCUGACGGGCUUCCAUUUGGCCUGACGCUUAUUGCUAAUGCGUGGCAAGAGCCACAACUUCUAGAGUUGGCUCACCGGUUUUGUUGCUCUGCGGAACCCCGAACUCUCGGAGCAACUGGAGAGUGCUUCACGGAAGGGUCUCUUCCAAACUCAGUAUCGCGGACUGCCCACGAUGUCAUUUCGAUCGCUGUUGUUGGUGCGCACCUCACGGGCUUUCCCCUCAACAAAGAUCUCACCUCUCGAAAUGCGACGUUUUCAAAACAGACAUCCACGUCAUCCCGGUAUAGACUUUUCGCCCUCUCUUCCACGUCGGGAGUCAGCAAGCCCGGGCUGAAGCGUAUCCCCGCCGAUCAACGCGGCAAGGAAAUCGAAGUUGAGGUUUGGAACCUACCUAGCUCAGCCCUGGCCAGCUUCAUGCAAACCAUACCUUCCCCGCUUUCGAUUGGGAAAAUCGAGCUUCAGGACGGCUCUUGGAUCCAUGGAUUUGUAUGCGAGCCUGUUGGCCUAGAAUGUGCGACAGACAUCACAGAAUUUGGCGGCUGGAGAUCGUACAGCAAACAUAUCCAAGUCCCGAUCCAAAGGUCGGAGGCACCGUCCAAAAAGAAGACAAUUUCAAAGGUCCUCGUAGCCAACAGAGGAGAGAUAGCCGCCCGCAUCAUCAAAACGCUCCACAAGAUGGGCCUCCAAGCUGUAGCCAUCUACUCCUGUUCGGACUGUACAUCUCCCCAUGCCCGUACGGCUGAUGUUGCUCUGGAACUCAAAGGCCAGACUGUUUCGGAAACAUACCUCAAUAUAAAUCAAAUCAUCGAGUUGGCCAAGGCCUCCGAGGUCGACUCAAUCAUCCCCGGGUACGGGUUUCUGUCAGAAAAUGCCGACUUCGCAAGGGCUGUACAGGACGCCGGGAUGGUGUGGAUAGGUCCCACGCCAAAGCAGAUGCAUGACUUGGGACUCAAGCACAAGGCUCGGGAAAUCGCCCGCGCUGCAGACGUACCUACUGUUCCUGGAAGCCAAGGGCUCCUAAGCUCUCUGGAUGACGCCCUCCGAGAAGCACAGCAAGUUGGUUUUCCGCUCAUGUUGAAAAGCACUGCUGGUGGCGGUGGUAUAGGUUUGAGCCACUGCGAAGACGAGGGGAGCCUCGCAGCGGCCUUUGACGCUGUGGCCAGACAGUCCCAGGCGAACUUUGGAAAUGGGGGGUUGUUUCUAGAGCGUUUCAUUACCCAGGCAAGGCAUGUCGAAAUCCAGAUUCUCGGUGACGGGACUGGGCGAGCGAUAGCUCUUGGUGAGCGCGAUUGCUCUCUGCAGCGCCGCCAUCAGAAGGUUGUUGAGGAGAGCCCGGCUGCAAUGGUCCCCCAAGACGUGCGAGACAAAAUGAAGGCUGCCUCUCUGCGCCUGGCAUCGUCGGUCAGAUAUUUGAACGUCGGUACGGUGGAGUUUGUUUACGAUAUCAACUCGGCCGAAUUUUUCUUUCUCGAAGUAAACACUCGCUUGCAAGUUGAGCAUCCAGUCACGGAGCAGGUGACUGGGUUGGACCUUGUUGAGUGUAUGAUCAAAACAGCGGACAGCCGCUGGGAUGAGCUGUUCCCCGAAUCUAAGCAGGACGUUGCUUUGACGGGUGCCUCAAUCGAAGUACGUAUUUAUGCAGAAAGCCCACUUCAAAACUUCCGACCAUCCGCAGGUGAAAUCACAGAGUUGAUAUUUCCUGACAACCUGAGAGUCGAUACCUGGGUUGAGCAAGGUACUACGGUAACCACCGCGUAUGACCCUAUGAUAGCAAAGGUCAUAUCCCAUGGGGCUGAUCGUAAAGAGGCUCUCGAAAAGCUACUCAAAGGACUGGAAAAUACAAAGAUUGAAGGACUUCAGACAAAUCUUGAGUACUUGCGCCAGAUUCUGGCGUCGGAUAUGUUACGUUCUGGAAAUUUUACCACGAAAUCUCUUGACACAUUUCGAUUUCUCUCAUCCUCAUUUGAAAUCCUUGACCCUGGUACAUUGACGACUGUUCAGGAUUAUCCAGGACGAACGGGAUAUUUCAAUAUUGGCAUUCCUCCAAGCGGUCCUAUGGAUAAUUAUUCCUUCCGGUGGGCCAAUAGACUCGUUGGGAACCCCGUGACUGCUGCAGGUCUGGAAUGCACUCUUCAAGGUCCUGCCCUCAAGUUUCACCAAGAGUCUAUAGUCGCAGUUACUGGAGGUGUUGCCACAGUGACCUUAGAUGGCAGCAUGGUCGCUGUGUCAAAGGCCAUCAAGGUUCAGCCGGGACAAGUCCUACAAGUUGGGGAUAUCGAGCAUGGUUAUCGUGUGUAUAUUGGAAUCCGCGGUGGUAUCGAUGUUGUUACAGUAAUGGGCAGCCGGAGCACCUUUGAAAUCGGCAAACUUGGCGGAUUCCAUGGACGAAAGCUACGAGCGCAUGACAUAAUACCAAUAUUUCCCUCCAAUACAUCCGAUGUCGACACCAGUAACCAAAUAACCCGCCCUUUUCCAAUUCCACACCAGCCGAACGCUGAAUGGUUACUUCGAGUAAUUCCUGGGCCUCACGGCGCUCCAGAUUACUUCACAGAAGACUCGGUCAAACGUCUUUUCUCGGAGGGCUGGAAGGUUCACCAUAAUAGCAAUAGACUGGGAGUACGUCUUAAAGGCCCUUAUCCCGAGUGGGCACGAUCUUCAGGUGGUGAAGCUGGCUUGCAUUCUUCCAACAUCCACGACAGCCCAUACUCAGUCGGCAGCGUCAGCUUCACAGGCGAUGAGGCCGUGAUCCUGACCUGUGACGGACCUAGCCUUGGAGGAUUCGUCGUGUUCUGCGUUAUUGCCAGCGCAGAUAUGUGGAAGAUUGGCCAGUCAAGGCCAGGAGAUACAAUCAGAUUCAAACCCGUCACCCCUGAAGUGGCGAUGGACCUUGAUAAGGAACUCGAUCGAGCGAUUGUAGAUUUGCGGGGACUCGAUGACAUUAACACGAUCCCAGAUACUAUGAUAUCUCAAUCGCUGUCAACCGAACCCGUCAUAGUCGUUUCCGACGAGAGUCAAAAGAUACAGGCACGGCAGGCGGGAGAUAGAGCGAUUCUCCUUGAAUUCGGAGAUGUUGCGGGAUUCGACAUGCGGCAGAGUUUUGAGAUAUUCGCUUUUUGCGACCAGCACAGCAAGAUCCCAAUACCAGGAGUUGAGGAGUUGACACCCGGCAUCUUCACAUUGCACGUCCAGUAUUCACGAGGCAUCUUCCCGAGUACAAUUAUUGAUCGCAUCACCCGGCAUGUGAAAUCUUACAGUGUCCCAACACAAGUUCCUUCACGGAUUUUCCGCAUGCCCCUUGCCUUUGACGACGGGGUAUGUCGUGCCGCCAUUAAGCGCUAUGGAAACACCAUUCGGCACCAAGCACCUUGGCUUCCGAGCAACACAAAGUUCUUGGCGGAGCUCAAUGGGCUCGAGACCGUCGCUGAUCUGUUGUACGAGGCAAGCUUUCUGGUUCUAGGCCUUGGUGAUGUGUUCAUGGGGUCUCCUUGCGCAAUCCCAAUCGAUCCUCGACAUCGACUCUUUGGGUCCAAGUACAAUCCAUCGCGAUCUUUUACUCCUCGCGGAGCCGUGGGUAUCGGGGGCCAAUAUAUGUGCAUUUAUGCUACCGACUCUCCCGGUGGGUAUCAGCUUGUCGGCAGGACGAAGGAGAUCUGGGACCAUGGCUGUGCUUCGAUUUGCUCGGGCAGGGCCGGGCUUAUCGAUCACGGUGCUGGAUCCCCAUGGCUCUUCCGUUUAUUCGACCGAAUUACCUUCUACGCUGUCACAGAGGAGGAGCUUGAUUCCAAAUCUUUCAGCGACUUGGUUCAUGUUGAGGAGAGCGUACUUGACCUCACUGAGUACGAAUCAUGGCUGGACAAGAAUAAGGUGGAUAUCGAGUCAAGGAAGGCACAUCAAGCACGCGUCAUCUCCAGUUCUCCGUUCGUCGAAGAACUUGUACGGCCCUACCUGCAAGCGAAUUCGGCGAACUCGGGGAAAGACAAUCUCGAGAUUGGGACCGACACGAUUCCAGGGGAGUGGAUCCAGGCGAUGAUGCCAGGACGUUGUUAUAAGAUCAACGUCAAGGAAGGCGAUAUGGUUAACAAAGGAGAUAUUCUGCUCUGUAUUGAAUCAAGUAAGAUGGAGCUUGAAAUCAAAAGCCAAGAGGAUGGCAGGUGUGUCGCUGUAGGUCUGGUGGUGGGUGAUAUAAUUAGUAUAAGUGAUAAUUUGGUCAAGAUUGAACGUUUAGAUUGA
Messenger RNA from Clonostachys rhizophaga, 5526 nucleotides. The record is from the annotation of a GenBank genome assembly. Lineage: Eukaryota; Fungi; Ascomycota; Sordariomycetes; Hypocreales; Bionectriaceae.